AUGACGGUGGCUCUGAUUCAGUACAACGUUGCAGUGUUUGUUACCAACCAGAUGACUGCAGAUCCAGGAGCUGGAAUGACAUUUCAAGCAGAUCCCAAAAAGCCCAUCGGAGGACACAUACUGGCUCAUGCCUCCACCACACGCAUCAGCCUGAGGAAAGGACGUGCUGAAUUGAGAAUUGCCAAAAUAUUUGAUAGCCCAGACAUGCCAGAAAGUGAGGCUACUUUUGCCAUCACAGCUGGAGGAAUAACAGAUGCCAAAGACUAAAAUCUGCACAGAAUGCAUAUUACUUAGCAUGUUACAA
Sinocyclocheilus rhinocerous is the source of this 304-nucleotide messenger RNA. Its product is annotated as meiotic recombination protein DMC1/LIM15 homolog. Gene Ontology annotation, biological process: DNA strand invasion; reciprocal meiotic recombination; chromosome organization involved in meiotic cell cycle. The record is from RefSeq and is a predicted model, not a curated record. The transcript is spliced from 4 exons. NCBI's taxonomy places the organism in Eukaryota, Metazoa, Chordata, Actinopteri, Cypriniformes, Cyprinidae. Gene Ontology annotation, molecular function: ATP binding; double-stranded DNA binding; ATP-dependent activity, acting on DNA. Bases 1 to 267 code for a protein of 88 amino acids. Gene Ontology annotation, cellular component: condensed nuclear chromosome.